Suillus discolor is the source of this 636-nucleotide messenger RNA. RefSeq lists its product as uncharacterized. The transcript has 5 exons. The annotation marks the transcript as partial. Lineage: Eukaryota; Fungi; Basidiomycota; Agaricomycetes; Boletales; Suillaceae. Gene Ontology annotation, molecular function: GTP binding. The record is from RefSeq and is a predicted model, not a curated record.
AUCAUGGAUGCUUCAAGGAUAAGACAGAUAAUCAAGCGCUUCCGAAUCCUCAUCAUCGGAAGAGCGAAUGCAGGAAAAACCACCAUCCUGCAGAGGGUUUGUAAUACACGCGAGAACCCAGAAAUAUAUGACAGCGCCGGUAAAAAGAUGGAUCCCGCCGUGUUAAUGGCAUCCAGAGAGCGCGGGGUGCACAACAUCGAGCAUGAAAUGGUGUUUCGAAGCAACCUGGGAUUUGUCUUUCAUGAUUCACGCGGAUUUGAGGCAGGAGGACAGUUUGAAUUCGACAAGGUGAAGGCUUUUAUCGCAAGCCGUUCUAAGGCGAGACGUUUGAGUGAUCGAAUCCAUGUCAUAUGGUACUGCAUUCCGAUGGAUGAGGAUGGUAGGUCUUUCACGCAAGCGGAAGUCAAGUUUUUCUCCCAGUGCGACACUGGAACCAUUGCAGUAAUAGUGUUGUUCACUAAAUUCGACGCUCUGUACGACGAUGAAUUUGCAGAGCUGACAAGUAAGGGAGUAUCGAGAAAAGAUGCUCAAGCGCUGGCUUCGCGGCAUGCUGAAGAAGCAUUCGCCAAUGGGCCACAACUAAAGCUUUUGUACAAUUGCGAUGGCAAACAACCUCCGAGAUGUCACAUAUGCCUG